AUGAUGCAGCGCGGCAUUCUCAAUUCCUCGAAAUCAUUAUACUCUGUUGUACGUAGCGCAAUGUCUUCUUCUGACAGCUCUAAGAGUUCAAUAUACGAAUUCACCGCUAAAGAUAUUGAUGGUGUAGAUGUCUCUUUGGAGAAAUACCGUGGUUAUGUUUGUUUAAUUGUUAACGUUGCUUUUUGGUGGACAAAAGCAGAGAUCAAGAAGUUUGUGACUGAAAAGUUUGGCGUACAAUUUGAUAUGUUCUCAAAAAUAAAUGUUAAUGGGCCUGACGCUCAUCCCCUUUAUACAUUCCUUAAAACUAGAUUAGGUGGUACCCUGACAAGAUCGUCAAGGCCAACCAUUCAAGAGAUAUUCUCCUAUGACUGCUCCAAUGGACACUGUGGAAGAUAUCCGGAAACUUUUGCAUAA
Molecule: messenger RNA, 414 nt
Organism: Schistosoma turkestanicum
Lineage: Eukaryota; Metazoa; Platyhelminthes; Trematoda; Strigeidida; Schistosomatidae
Source: the annotation of a GenBank genome assembly